UAUCAGAGCACAUUCCUGCACACCAGCAUCUUCUGAACCUUUCCCCCAGUGAAGAAACAAGCGAGCAGCCACUGUUAAUCCACUCCUCGGCCCUCCUUUCUCCCCUCUCCUUUCCCAGGACAUUUGCCAAGGUUACAGAGAUGGGAGGGGAGCGGAGGGGAGAGGAGGGGAGCCGACACAAAGGAACACAGGGGGGUGAGCGACAUGCAGAAUGUAUGAGACACCAGAGAGGAGGGAGACUCUGAGCUGAGCAGCUGCAGUGUUGUGUGAGGAUUUUUAAGGAUUUCCAUCACAUCACAGGGCACCGUUACAUCUUUGGGUCGUGGGAUAAUAAAUUCCACUGCAUCAGGAGUCAGCUGACGGAGGAGGAAAAAAACCAGAGGAAACAGUGUAAGAGAGAUGAGGAGGGUGCACGAGGCUUUUGAAGCAGCAGGAAGGGGGCUGGGCCUCUCUGACAAUGCCUCUCUCCAGUAAGGACUUUUGCAAUGCUAACUUUGACCCGUGGACUUUAUGCUCAGGCUGUAGCAUUUAGGCAGCGUUCAGCACGGGCUGCUCUCAGGAGGACACAAGCCGCAUGGUGAGUGUGUUCUGAGCCGGUCAUCAGCAGCACAGGAGCUGACAUGCAGAGUGUACCGGAGGAGUGGAGGGAAGGACGGGAUGAGAGGACACAGGAGACGUUACUCCAGAGGAAAGGGGGCUCAGACAUGAAGAAUGGAGGAGGUGUAGAGGAGGAGAAGGAGUCGUUGAUGAUGGAGCUGACGAGGCUGGUGCAGAAGAUGGUGAAGGAGAGCAGCUGGUGGGAGAGAAGAGGGAUCGACUGCAGCAUCCUGGCAGCAGCAUUCCUCUGUCUGCCGCCCGCCUUCCUGCUGCUGGGCUCCUCUCAGCUUCUGUGGUUUGCAGCUGGCAUGCUGCUGAUGGGCGUGGCGCACGCUGUCAUCACCAUCAAGGGGACACAUCUGGCUAGCCACGGGUCGCUGAGCGAGUCGCAGGCCUGGGGGAAGUUCUGGGCCGUUUUCUUCAUCGAGAUCUGCGGCUCAUUCUCAGCGCGAGCCGGCGUUCACGGCCACAUUAAGAUGCAUCAUGCUCAUACUAAUGUCAUUGGACUGGGGGACUCCAGCGUUUGGAAGGUCCCCUUCCUGCCUCGCACUGUCUACCUGUUCAUAGCUCCCCUGGCCGUGCCCAUCAUCACUCCACUCGUUGCACUCGCUCAUCUCAAAGGACACUCUCUGGCUCUGGUGCUCAGGACCAUGCUGAUGGUAACACUGGGGCUGUAUUCACAGUAUUGGCUGCUGAUCCACGUCUCUGGCUUCCAGUCGCCUCUCAGUGCUUUGCUGUGUAUGCUUGUGUGCAGAGCAAUGUUCUCCAUGCCGUACAUCCAUGUCAACAUUUUCCAGCACAUCGGCCUCCACAUGUUCUCUCCGACCCGCCGUCCGAAGAGGAUCUACCAGAUGACCCACGGAGUCCUGAACCUGCCACGUAACCCCGUGCUGGACUGGGUGUUCGGACACUCGCUUAUCAACUGCCACGUGGAGCACCAUCUCUUCCCCUUCCUGUCUGAUAACAUGUGUCUGAAGGUGAAGCCUGUCGUGUCCAAAUACCUGACGGAGAAGAAGCUCCCGUACCAGGAGGACAGCUACCUCUCUCGUCUGCACCUUUUCUUCCACAAAUACCAGGAGCUGAUGGUGUUCGCCCCGCCCAUCUCAGAGCUGGUGGGCGUGCAGUGAUGAAGGAGACAAACUGUUGAGACUAAUGACUGCUGCUCCAAAGCACAAGCUUCAGUGUUUAAAGUGACACGUUAGAAACCUCCACAGUCCAGGUUUGACCUGCGUCUGACACACAGAGUUUAAUCAGUAACACAGUAUGAUCCAUGUAGUUUGAUUAAAUUAUUCCUUGUGAUUGAUUGUUAGGAAAUAUUGUAAGAGCUGAGUGAAUAUUCUGCACUGUUAGAGGUAAUUAGCACAAAGAUAAGAGCUCACCUGAUUUAAUGUGUGCUGCUGUUUCUCCACUGACCUGAGGUCUGGUUUAUGAGACAUGAUUCCCACUGGAGACUUCAUUCACUGCAGCAGUAAAAACAUAAUGAUCCAUUCUAGGGCUGGGCGAUAUGGACUGAAAUUCAUAUCUCUGUAUUUUCAGGCUGAACGACGAUACACGAUAUAUAUCUCAGUGUUUUCUCCGUGUUCAGCUGCAGGUCAAAGACACAUUGAAGACGUCAGGGGCACUUUUAUAAAAACAGACUGUGAUCAGAAUAAAAAGCAAAGACAGGG
Epinephelus fuscoguttatus (brown-marbled grouper) is the source of this 2264-nucleotide messenger RNA. RefSeq names its product fatty acid desaturase 6 (gene fads6). Gene Ontology annotation, cellular component: membrane. Gene Ontology annotation, biological process: lipid metabolic process. Gene Ontology annotation, molecular function: oxidoreductase activity, acting on paired donors, with oxidation of a pair of donors resulting in the reduction of molecular oxygen to two molecules of water. The record is from RefSeq and is a predicted model, not a curated record. Lineage: Eukaryota; Metazoa; Chordata; Actinopteri; Perciformes; Serranidae. The coding region runs from base 621 to 1724 and encodes 367 amino acids. The transcript is spliced from 6 exons.